Paramisgurnus dabryanus is the source of this 584-nucleotide messenger RNA. It is a transcript of the gene cox5b2, whose product is annotated as cytochrome c oxidase subunit 5B2. Gene Ontology annotation, biological process: mitochondrial electron transport, cytochrome c to oxygen. NCBI's taxonomy places the organism in Eukaryota, Metazoa, Chordata, Actinopteri, Cypriniformes, Cobitidae. Gene Ontology annotation, cellular component: mitochondrial envelope; respiratory chain complex IV. The record is from RefSeq and is a predicted model, not a curated record.
AUCAUUCUCUGACUUUCAGACUCGAUUCACGCACUUUUACAGUGAGCGGCAGGAGAGCGCGGCGCGCACACAAACCUCAAGUUUUAACGUGAAGAUGGCGAGUAAACUCCUGCUGCGCGCGUGCCAGAGAGUAUCUGUCAUUUCAAGACAAAAUAUUUUACUCAGAACACCCCAGCGUGCACUUUCAGGGAAAGGUAUUCCCACAGAUGACGAACAGGCUGCGGGGUUGGAGCGUCGCAUCCUACAGGCCUUGAAAAAAGGCCAGGAUCCAUACAGCAUCCUCAAGCCAAAGGAAUAUACUGGAACCAGAGACGACCCUCAUAUUGUCCCCAGCAUUAAUAACAAACGUCUGGUUGGCUGUCUGUGUGAAGAGGACAAUACAGCUAUUGUUUGGUUUUGGCUUCACGAAGGAAACCAACAGCGCUGCCCGUCCUGUGGUUCACACUAUAAGUUGGUCCAUCAUGAGCUUCCACAUUAAUCUGAUUGUGGAUCACACCCGCAUCAAUAAACCACUGCAGACUUUAUAAACCUCAGUGCUUAUGCCAAACAUGUACAGAGUUAUAAUAAAAUUUAUUUCAAAGCUU